Molecule: messenger RNA, 7194 nt
Organism: Aspergillus fumigatus Af293
Lineage: Eukaryota; Fungi; Ascomycota; Eurotiomycetes; Eurotiales; Aspergillaceae
Product: putative polyketide synthase
Exons: 11
Coding region: 1-7194 (2397 amino acids)
Biological process (GO): secondary metabolite biosynthetic process; fatty acid biosynthetic process
Molecular function (GO): phosphopantetheine binding; fatty acid synthase activity
Source: RefSeq, a predicted model, not a curated record
AUGAACCAAUCGCCAUUAUACGCAUGGGCUGCCGUUUCCCAGGUGAAGCCAGCUCCCCCUCCAAACUCUGGGACCUCCUCCACAACCCGCGCGAUGUCGCCCGUGACAUCCCCAUUCAACCUCGACCGCUUCUACCACCCAACCGGCAGCCAUCACGGUACCACCAACAUCCGCCAGGCCUACCUCCUUUCCGAAGACGUGCGCGCGUUCGAUGCAAAAUUCUUCUCCGUCCCCCCAGGUGACGCAGAGGCCAUCGACCCGCAGCAGCGCCUGCUCCUCGAAGUCACUUACGAGGCCCUCGAAUCCUCAGGCCAUACGCUGGCCGACCUGUCCAACUCGAAUACGGGAGCCUUCGUCGGCCUCAUGUCCCAGGACUACUUCGCGCUUAAUGGCCAGGAUGUGGACUCCGUCCCCACUUACGCUGCGUCUGGUACGGCGGCGAGUAAUGCUUCCAGCCGACUCUCUUACUUUUUCAACUGGCAUGGCCCGUCCAUGGCAAUAGAUACCGCCUGCUCAUCUAAUCUCGUCGCUGUGAAUGAGGCAGUCCAAGCCCUUCGAAACGGCACGAGCCGCGUCGCUGUAGCUUGUGGGACAAACUUGUGUUUGUCGGCGUUCACGUUUAUCACAUUAAGUAAGCUCAGUAUGUUGUCACCGACCUCUCGAUGUCACAUGUGGGACGCCGACGCAGAUGGCUACGCCCGAGGUGAAGGUGUUGCUUGCGUUGUUUUGAAAACCCUCAGCGAUGCGAUUUCAGACAGGGACCCUAUCGAAGCCGUGACUCGGGAAGUGGGCGUGAAUCACGAUGGCAGGACGAAGGGGUUGACAAUGCCAAGUGCUAAGGCCCAGGCGGCGCUAAUUCGAAACACUUAUGCCCGCGCUGGGCUGGAUCCAACGAAGGAGGCUGAUCGGUGUCAGUAUUUCGAAGCGCAUGGCACGGGAACGAAAGCUGGAGCGUUUUUUCCACAGUCUGACUCCGAAGGCGAACUCUUCGUCGGGUCUAUCAAAGCCGUGAUCGGCCACACCGAAGGCACAGCGGGACUGGCAGGUCUUAUGAAGGCUUGUCUUGCUCUUCGCAAUGCAACCUUCCCCCCCAAUUUACUCUUUAAUAAAUUAAACCCUGACCUUGAACUGUUCACAAGUCAUCUCCGUGUUCCCACGGCCAACCAACCUUGGCCUGAAUUUGUCAACAGCUUUGGCCUUGGAGGUACCAACGCUCACUGCAUUCUUGAAACAUACAAUCCACCAACAGCCAGUGACCCAGUCAUUGAAAUAGACAUGGCCGCAUCAGGAACAUGCUGUAUUCCAUCUGUAUUCUCUGCAGCAUCUGAUAGAUCAUUGGCGACACUCUUGCAGUCGACACUAAAAUUCAUGGACGAGAAUACCGACGUUAACAUGAGUGGACUGGCAUAUAACUUGAGCACCAAGCGAUCUGCCCUGCAGCGAAGACUUGCAGUCUCCGCUACAUCGAUCGACGAACUUCGCGACAAGAUCAAGUCCACGAUAGAAGCCGCGUCAGAGAAUGACGCCACUUUGCACUCCACUUCUGCUUUACCCGAACCUGCUUCAUUGCUUGGGAUUUUCACCGGCCAGGGCGCUCAGUGGCAAGGCAUGGGGUCCCAGCUGAUAUCGUCGAUCCCCACUACCCCCGUCGGUAAAGCCUCUCUUUCGCAGCCUCUCUGCACGGCUGUCCAAGUUAUCCUGGUUGACAUGCUCCGCGCUGCGGGAGUCAAGUUCCAGGCCGUUGUUGGACAUUCCUCUGGAGAGAUUGCUGCUGCCUAUGCGGCAGGCUUUAUAUCUGCAUGGGACGCUAUCCGCAUUGCGGACUACCGGGGAUUCUACGCUGAAAUGGCGGCAGCGCCUGGUGGGGAAAAGGGCGCAAUGCUGGCUGCCGGCACCUCCUUUGAGGAUGCUAGCGACCUUUGCCAGCUUGAUGACUUUGCCGGGAGGAUCUGCGUGGCUGCUCAUAACUCUCCUAGCAGCGUGACUCUGUCGGGUGAUAUCGACGCUAUAGCCUUGGCACGGAGGGUGCUUGAAGAAGAGGAGAAAUUUGCCCGGCGAUUAAAGGUCGACACGGCAUAUCACUCGACACACAUGCAUAAAUGCUCUGUACCUUACCUUACGGCAUUGAGAAACUGCAACAUACAAGUGCAGCAGCCCGGGCCCGAUGCACCGCAGUGGUUUAGUAGUGUCCGAAACGGUCAGGUCAUCAGCAGCAUGGAAAGCUUGGACAGUCAAUACUGGGUCGAUAACAUGGUACAGCCCGAGCUAUUCUGCCCAGCUGUCCAAACAUGCUUGAAGUAUGUGGACAAAGCCAUCAACUGCGUUGUAGAGGUGGGACCGCAUCCUGCUUUGCAGGGACCUGCGAAGGAUUCUAUUCUUGCCGCUGUGGAUCGGGAGAUCCCAUAUACUGGCACCUUGAACCGUGGAAAGAGCAGUACGGUGGCAUUUUCCGACGCCCUUAGAUUCCUUUGGUGUCUGUUUGGCUCUGCUGCUGUGACGCUCGGAGCGUUCCAGCAAACAAAUUACCCGGAUACUCCGACUACAAUGACCCGCGGUCUUCCAACAUACCCAUGGACUCAUGACAGGGGGUACUUUGCCGAAUCAAGACUCAUCAAGACCUUUCACAACCACCCGUUGCCCUUCCAUGACUUACUAGGAAUCCAGACGGCAGAUGGAGCAAGGGAGGAAUGGGGACCAGUGAAAUCGAUCGAUCUCUUCGAUCUUGAAAUCCACAAAGCUAUCGCCAGCCAUGACUCCACAGGCACCGAGCUCCUUACAUCCAUGACCAAGGUGUCUGCCCUCGACACCGAGUGGGAAGAAAUCACCGCUGACUUCUCAGCCUACUCCACUAUAAGCAAAGACGCUGCCAACCUUGGGCUGAACUGCUGCGGUCGUGUGCGUGUGCUUCUAGGAGAGGGCGAGGACUCGCCUUCCCACUUCUCACCUAGACUUCCCCCACUCGGAAAACUGACCGCAGUAGACGUGGAUAGCUUCUACAAGAUCCUGCGCGAUGACUUCGGAUUCGGAUACGAGGGCCCCUUCCGCGCGCUCACGAAUAUGUCCCGCAAAACCGGCUUCGCAACAGGCACAGUUCGGUGCGAGAGGUUCGACGACUCUGAAACGUCUCUGCUCUUCCAUCCCGGUAUGCUGGAUAGUGCCUUGCAGGGUCUGAACGCUGCCCAUAGCGCCCCAGGAGAUGACCGGCUCUGGACGAUCAUCGACUGCAAUAUCACUGAUCCUCGCGAUACGCACAUCACUGGAGAUGUGGAGGUCUUCUCGGAGGGUUUCAGGGAGAAGAUUAUCGAGGUUGAGGGGCUCACCUUCUCCCCGUUUGCGAGCGCAACUGUUGAGAACGACCGGUGUGUCUUCCAGGAGUCGUUUCUGUGCCAUGCUAAGCCGAACGCGGACGUUAUCUUUGGUGAUAGACAGGCAACCCCCGAGGAGAGCAGGAAGGCCCUCUUCGCUGAGCGCGCGGCUCCGGAGCAGCGCGAGGCCCUUCCAUGGUAUCGGCAGGCUUUGCUGAAGAACGCUGAGCUGUUAUUACACCUUGUCAAUGACGGGAAACAUCCGUUUGCCCCGCAGAAUUGGGUGAGUGAUACCAGAGAGGAUAUAUUCAAGAUGAUGGACAGCUAUCCCACGACAGACGCCGAUUUCAACCUGACCAAGGCCGUCGGCGAACAUCUUCUUCUGCCUUCGGUGCUGAAUGGAGAUACAAGCAUCCUACAAUACAUGACCAAGGAUAACUACCUUGAGCGGUACUACGUAGAUGCCAUUGGAUUCCAGCUGCUUAACUUCUUGAUUGCCGGGGUGAUGGAACCGCUUUGCUUGAAGUCUCCCCGAAUGAACUUCCUUGAAGUCGGAGCCGGAACUGGAGGCGCGACCAAGGCGAUCCUGGAGAAGAUCGGUUACUCCUAUGCGUCUUAUACAUAUACCGACAUUUCCAGUGCCUUCUUUGACCAUGAUGCGGGCCACUUUCAAUCCCACGCCAGCAAGAUGAUUUUCAAGGCCUUGGAUAUCACAAAGGACCCCGCCGGACAAGGCUUCAUCCCGCAGAGCUAUGAUGUUAUCGUUGCCUCCAAUGUUUUGCACGCGACCGAGUCAUUGAGAUCCGCCCUUGAACAUACACGAAGGCUCUUGCGUCCUGGUGGUUAUCUUGUGAUGGUUGAGAUCAUCCGCAACGACGUAAUGCGCCAUGGUCUCGUCAUGGGCGGCCUUCCAGGCUGGUGGGUCGGUGAGAACGAUGGCCGUUACGGAGGCCCGAGUAUUACUCUUGAUCAAUGGCAUAAAAUGCUUCGAGAGACCGGCUUUAGUGGUAUCGAGACUAAUUCGCCCAUGAGGGACCCAGUCGGCGUGCCCGGAUCGAUUAUCGUUUCUCGGGCUGAAACUGAUCUCGUCACCCAGUUGACCAGGCCUCUUAGCUCAAAGUUUAGUACAGCAACAGACAAAACUCCAUUACUCAUUAUAGGUGGUAUCAGUCCAUUUGUAUCGCCGUUCAGGGACCAGAUCUGUCUCACCCUGAGGCGGCAUUUCGGAGACAUCAUUAAAGUUGAGCAGUUCGCGGAUCUGCCACCGCUUCCUGAGUGCUACCAUGUCCUCAGUCUCACAGAGUGCGACGCAAACUUGUUCGAGGACAUGGAGGAGUCUGUCUUCUUGAAUCUGAAGACAGUGUUAGGCUCUGCACUGAGUGUACUCUGGUUGCUCCGGGAUCGUCGAUCAAGUAAUCCCCAUGCCGGAACUACGCUUGGUCUUUUCAGAACACUUUUUUACGAAGUUCCCGGGACUUUGUUGCAGACUCUGGAUAUUGACGUCGUCAAUAUGGACGACUGCUCAGUCAUUGCAGAAUCAAUGUGCCAGCUUAGGUUCCAGUCGGACAUGGCGAGACGUGGUGAGACGGAUGAGAUCCGCUGGGAGUUUGAACCGGAGCUUGUUCUCAAGGACGGCGAGCUUUAUGUCCCAAGAGUUCGUCCGCAUGAUGGGCAGAAUAAUCGAUACAACUCCUCCAAGAGAUUAAUUACUCACAAUGUGGACGUGCACACGACUCCUUUGGCUCUAGAUCUGGUCGACGGCUCGUACAUGGUAAGAGAGCAGCACACCAUAGAGAAGGACUCACCCGAAGUGGCUACAGUCAAUGUCUCCUGUUCAUUCUUGUCGUCAAUAAAGACUCCCGUGGGAUAUGUAUUCGUUAGCCUCGGAGAAAAUGUCAAGACUGGCGAAAAGACACUUUGCUUCACCAACCAUAACGGGUCCAUCGUCAAGGUCCACAAAUCCUGGACAAUAUCCCUUGGCGAGGUUGAGCCAGAUCCAGUUGCAGCAUCUCUGCUGUCUUGGCAUUUGAACGGGCUUGGCAGGAAGGCUCUUUUCAUGACUUUGAGUCCGGAAAUGUGCGGCCGAAACUGGGUGUACCUUCAUCCUAACAGCACCAUGAGAGCCAUCGCUGCUAACUUACCAGCCGACGUCACCCUGUACGUCGACGCCUCUGGAGCCGGCGAAUCUCCUUCCCAAAGUCUCGGAUCCAAGAUUGCGACCUCCCUAUCAUCAGUCUGUAACAAGGUUAAGAUGUCUAGCCUGACUGCAUCAGAAGCAUCCUUUCUUCCGCACGAUGCCCCUAAAACCAUCACAGAUCUAUUCCGUCACGUUGCUUCCUUCGCUUCCUCCUUGGUAUCCACUCAAGCAACUCCAGAGGGUGCACCACUCGAUAUCUUACCGCUCAAACGGGAUCAAUAUGUUCCGGUCUCUGUUGAGCCGGUUACGCAACGUGGUGAUCUGUUCCGUCCUGAUCGCACCUACUGGCUAGCUGGUCUGACCGGAGACACUGGACGAUCACUGGCGGACUUCAUGAUUGCCCACAAUGCUCGCAAUAUUGUGCUAAGCAGCCGUACGCCCACCGUCUACGAGGACUGGGUAGAGUGGCACAAGUCAAGAGGUGUUUCAGUGAGGUAUUUCGGAGGGGAUAUCACCAGCUUUCAGUCCGUGAAACAGAUCCAUGACGCUAUCAAGGAGUCCAUGCCGCCCAUUGGCGGCGUUGCAAAUGGCGCCAUGGUGCUGCGAGACAGUUCCUUCAUGAAAGUGAGCUUUGACGAUUUCCAAGCGGUCUUAGGUCCCAAAGUUAAAGGCACAAUCAAUAUUGACCGGCUCUUCUCCGAUCCCAACCAACUGCUCGACUGGUUCAUUGGGUUCAGUUCAGUUGCCGGCACUGUCGGCAACCCAGGACAAUCGGGGUACACAGCUGGAAGUUGUUUCAUCAAGGCACUUGUCGACCGGCGGCGUAAGCAAGGCCUGGCUGGAUCAGUCAUUGACAUCACUCGAUUGGUGGGGUUGGGCUUCAUCGAGCGUGAAGGCGAUGGCCGUCUGACAAAGGAGCACCAAGAGCGUCUAACCACGCGGUCGGGGACCAUUGCGAUGAGUGAGAAUGACCUGCACCAGUUGUUUGCGGAGGCGAUCUUGGCUGGGCGACCGGAUCUCGAUCUUAACCCGGAGAUUAUUACAGGUCUGGCGCCCAUCACUGUUGAGCAGUCCAAGGAUACAUACUGGAAGACCAAUCCGAGGUUGUCGCUGUUGAUCAGAGAGGCAGGACAGGGUGAUUUAAAAGGCAGAGACGGGGGCAACGCGGCUCCUCUGAGACAAUUGUUAGGAGACACAAAGACAAUGCAAAACGUUGCGAAUGUGCUUUCAGGUGCCCUCAAAGGAAAGCUGCAAGCGUUGAAAUUCCUGUCGGACUCUGACAGCUUGUACGACACUACGCCUCUGGUGGACAUGGGUGUCGACAGCCUGGUAGCUGUGGAAGUAAGGUCUUGGUUCUUGAAGGAGCUCACAGUUGACGUGCCACUCAUGAAGAUUCUGGGCGGCGCCUCCAUCACGGAUUUGGUAGAGGUUGUCGUGCAGAAGGUUCCCCGGGAGCUAUUGAGUCGGCUUGAUCCCGAAGGGCGGCGUCAGGACAGCAAUGGCGAUGUUCCUGCUACUGUGGGUGACAAUGACUCUGUUGAAACAGUGGGAUCAAAGAUGAAUGGCAUUAACAGCGCUCAUGAAAAUGGUUCUAGUGGUGUCAAUGGUAUCAGUGGUACUUAUACACCUGAUAUGGAUAGCACUACAGACCUUAAUGGUACUAAUGGGGCUGCAGUUAUCAAGGAAAUGUUAGGGCAUAAAGCCAUAAAGGGUGUUGUUCCAAUCCUUCUCAAUGCACAGGAGGUUGCCUAA